This is a messenger RNA of Aspergillus calidoustus, 1635 nucleotides long. The record is from the annotation of a GenBank genome assembly. NCBI's taxonomy places the organism in Eukaryota, Fungi, Ascomycota, Eurotiomycetes, Eurotiales, Aspergillaceae.
AUGCCCCGAAACGGAAAACGCAAACAACGACCAUGGGAGGCCGACGAGCCUACCUCCUCGCGACAUGCUGCAGUACGCAAAGACCCAUUCCGAUAUCUCUGCUGGGACUGCGCCAGUAUCGUCAUGUCUUAUCUCGACGUUUGCGAUUUAGCCCGCUGCGAGCGGGUCGACAGGGGCUGGCGGCGGUUUGUCCACGAGUGGAUGGGCGCCGCCGGCUUCUAUCAGCAGUUUCCAACUCUUCCAAAGUCAACGGUCAAUACGCUUGAAAGUACUGAAGCACGAGCUGCCGUGUUCAGGGCAUGCGCUGUCGACGAGGCGCUGCGCAAGAAGUGGGCGACUGGUAGCGCAUCCUGUGUCCGUGAAUAUAUCUUUCCGGGACGUAUAUUCACUGUCAAAGGAGACUUUGUCAUCUGGAACACACACGAUCAGGUAUACUGGCAGCGUCUCGGGUUUCGCAGUGACGGCACACUCCAUCCGGUCUCAACGUGCAAGUACACACCAGAGGGUAGAAUCAGCCGCAUGGUCGUUAAUGAAGCGGGCUAUAUGUUCCUUACAACCUCUUAUCCUGUCAAUCCACUGUCUUCCUCGUUGUCGCCCCAGGAGACCAGAUACUUCGUCCCAUUCGGUCGCUUGGCUCAGGAAAUCCACACAGAAUCUGUCGUGUUCUUGGAAACCGGCCAGGAGCUGUGGAAACAGACACAGGAUCCGGAUUACGAACUCCUCGCCGUUGGGAGAGACAGAGUUUACUUCCAUUCUUGUGGCACUCAGGAACGCUCGUUUGUCGCACGCGACUUGCGGUUCGGGGAGGUACUCUACAAAACAUACCACGGACAUACGGAGUUGCCGGACGGGCCUGCUAUCAUUGUUCGCAAGCAAGAUGGUGAGGAGCUGAUCGUCAAGCAAUGGAGAAUCCGCGAGCCUCGCCCCAGAGUAGGGGGCAUCUUCCCCGGCCUGCUCGACUACGAGCACGAUGUGGGCGUACGGGUCUUCGACGGCGAAAACGGGCAGUGUCUCCAGACCAUUUUGUGCGAGGGCACAUUCCCCGUUGCACGCCCGAACGACGGGGAAUUCGCCUUGCUCGGCGGAUGCGUCAUGAAUACGAACUAUUACCGCGUCCACAAGUAUCGGUUUUCCGCCGAGCAGGGGAAGUUCCACCUCGAGACCACGGAGGUCUUGGAUCAGUCGCCGGCUGUAGAACCCGGGAACCGCGAUGGCAUCCGGAUCCGCUCGGUCGACCCGUAUGCGUACAGAGCCGGCCACUGGGACAGAGAUCGCGGUACAGGCUACCUCUUCCCCAUCGUCCCGGGAACAGCCCCCGCAGACUGGCACCCAUCGGAGGUCUGGGACGGCGACGAGAGACCGGUCGAUGCCUGGCUUACUCUGGGACCCGGCCAGGAGAUCACCAUGCCCCCGAGGACGGAGGCCGAGCUGGAGACACGGCGCUCACUGCGCGUCGACGAUCCCUCCCCUUGUAAAUUUUUUACCCGGUGGAUUCCCGAGUUUGACCACCGGAACCGGCUGGUCUGCUAUGUGGAGAACCUGAGGCGUGCGUAUGUCUUUGAUUUCGGGUUCCGUGCCCUGCAGGCUCUGGGGGCGGGCAGUGAUGGAAAGAAUGAGACUACGAUGGAGAUAUGA